This is a messenger RNA of Ostrinia nubilalis (European corn borer), 636 nucleotides long. RefSeq lists its product as uncharacterized. The record is from RefSeq and is a predicted model, not a curated record. Bases 1 to 636 code for a protein of 211 amino acids. The transcript has 3 exons. Gene Ontology annotation, molecular function: GTP binding; G-protein beta-subunit binding; GTPase activity. NCBI's taxonomy places the organism in Eukaryota, Metazoa, Arthropoda, Insecta, Lepidoptera, Crambidae. Gene Ontology annotation, biological process: signal transduction.
AUGAAUGGUACAGGCGAGCGAGGCGCGCUGUCGCUUACGUCAUCGCCGGUCAAGGCUUCCAGCUCUCCAGUUAGAGCGUCCCCUAGCCCAGUUAGGGCGCCAUCUUCACCUCUAAAGUCGUCCUUAUCGACUGGGAAGAGGUCACCACGUAGAUGCCAGUUCGCAGCGCCAGCUGAGGAUGCGAGAGACAAAUGUGGGGCGUCCUGGUUAUGUCGACGAGGGGCGGGGCUUGGAGAGGAUUCUGAUCCUGAGAGGUCUCCAGGCCCGAGCGCCCCGGUGCCACAGGCUUGUGAAGAGUCCGCUCCGCCCCCGAAGAACUGCUUCAGACUUGUCAUGUUGGGGUCAGCCCGUGUGGGCAAGACAUCCCUCGUGUCCAGGUUCCUGGGCAACAAGUUUGAGGACAGCUACACGCCGACCAUCGAGGACUUCCAUCGGAAGCUGUACCGCAUCAGAGGGGAGGUGUACCAACUGGACCUGCUGGACACUUCUGGAAACCACCCCUUUCCUGCGAUGAGGCGACUGUCUUUCCUUACAGACGGACUUAGAGAAUGUAAAGUAUUCAGGGAGUUUAUUGAGAAAGUGUUGCGACAGACUGAGCUGAAUUCGUUAUUGCCGUUUAAGUCGCUGUGCUUUUAA